CCGGUAGAGUUUUAGUGUCAAUAUGUAUUGUCAUUUGUCCACUACAACUUUUAAAGGCAGCAAAAAUAUUAUAAAAUAUAUCUAUAAAUUAAAAAGAGAGGCACAUGAAGUGAAUUAAGAGAAAAAAGAAAAAGCGGGUUGAUGAAGGGGAAAAAAAAAAGAAAAAAAGCUAGUAGUAAUCAACUCGGAAACUGAUUUUGUCGUUGGACAAAACAAAAGAGAAGAAGCUAAUUGAUAAAGAUACAGUUGAGUUGGGCUUAAGUAAAGCUAACCAUUCUUUGGACGUGGAUGCUUUGGGCCACUCUGUUAGAGCUGCUUAUUGUUCUAAUCUAAUUGUGGGAACCGAAACUCUGAUAAUGUGAAUUUGGCCUGAAUGUUAGGGCUAUGGGAGAGGUGUCCAACGUUGAUGUUUCCAAUCAUCCAUCUACCAUCGACACACGAGUAGACAGUAAGGUGAGGAAGCUGAAAUCUCUGGUAGAUUUUGUGGGGAUGCCACCGCCGAAGAAAGGAUACAAUAGUAGUAAAAAACAACGAAAAUCAGGCUCUCUGUUACUGCUGUUUCAAAACAAUCGAAAUAAGGUUUCAUUUUCAAGCUCAGCUCUCUUUGGUUUUCCAUUUUGCUUACCUUCAAGAUAUGGGUAAGCUUCCUUCUUCUUUUAUUCUUCGCUCGGUUGUUAAUGCUGGAAGCCAUCUUUCUAAUUUCCACUCUUUUUCUUCUUCUUCUAACACCAUUGCUACCGACAUCGAAGGCCUAAGUAAGAAACCCAUGUCCAUGCCCGUUAGAGGAAAGGGAAAAAGAGACCACCGCUUCGAUAAUGUUGAUCAUGCUUUGAUUUUGUUCAAUAAGAUGAUUGAAAAGUACCCAAAGCCUUCAAUUGUGGAAUUUAAUAAAUUAUUAGGAGCCAUUGUUAGGAUGAAACAUUAUGCCAUUGCUGUUUCUAUGUAUAGACGGAUCGAAUUAUUGGGAGUUUCCCACGAUGUUUAUUCUUUGAACAUCUUGAUUAAUUGCUUUUGUCAAAUAGGUCGAAUUGAUUUUGGGUUGUCUGUUUUGGGGAAAAUGCUGAAGUUAGGUUUUGAACCUAGUGCUGUAACUUUUUCAACCUUGAUUAAUGGACUUUGUAAUCAAAAUAAGAUUUCUGAGGCUGUUAGUAUGUUCGAUGGAAUGACUGAAAGAGGGUAUCAACCUAAUUUGAUUGUUUACAGUACAGUACUUAAGGGGUUGUGUAAGACCGGUAAUACUGGUAGAGCUGUUAGGUUUCUAAGGCUGAUGGAAAGCAGAGGUUUUGAACCUAAUAUUGUAGCAUAUAGUACCAUCCUUGACUGUCUUUUUAAGAACGGGUUGUUGAAGGAGGCUCUCGAUCUCUUCUCCGAAGUGAAGGUUAAAGGCAUUAGACCAAAUAUCUUUACUUACAGUUGCUUAAUUCAUGGUAUGUGUAAUUUGGGCCAGCUGGAGGAGGCAACAAGGCUUUUGAAUGAAAUGGUGGAUAACAAUAUUUCACUUAAUAUUGUCACAUAUAAUAUAUUGAUCGAUGCACUUUGCAAGGAAGGAAUGAUUUCUAAAGCUAUAGAGAUCGUUGACACAAUGAGAAAGAAAGGCAUUGAGCCCAAUGUUGUUACAUAUAGUAUAUUGGUUGAUGCACAUUGCAAGGAAGGGAUGGUCUCUGAAGCUGAGGAUAUCGUUGACGCAAUGAUAAAGCGAGGCAUUGAGCCUAAUGUUGUUACCCAUAAUGCAUUAAUCAACGGCCAUUGCUUGCAGAACAAAAUGGAUAAAGCUAGAAGAGUUUUCAACUUGAUGAUUGAGAAGGGUUGUGCACCUGAUAUAGUUACUUACAGCACCAUGAUCAAUGGAUAUUGCAAAGCGAAGAGGUUAGACGAAGCAAUGGAACUCUUUCAUGAAAUAUCUCAAAAGGGACCAAUCCCGAAUACUGUCACAUACAACACUCUUGUGCAAAGUAUGUUUCAGUUAGGGAAAGUUUCAACUGCUUGUGAACUUCUUAGAAAGAUGCUUGCUUCUGGACAAGUUCCAAAUAUAGUAACGUUUUUGAUUUUCCUAGAUGGCUUAUGCAAAACAGGUAAUCUCAAAGAGGCAUUGAAACUUUUUCAAGCAAUGCAAAACAGUGGGUUGGAACUUGAUAUUGUCCCAUAUACUAUCCUAAUUAAUGGGUUGUGCAAAGCUGAGCAAAUCGAAGUUGCAAAGGAAUUAUUUCAUCAACUCUCAGACAAUGGUUUAAAACCAAAUGUUUACAUAUAUUGUGUAAUGAUUAAUGGACUGUGUAAAGAGGGAUUGCCAGAUGAAGCAUACAGGUUGUUUGGGAGCAUGGGAGAUAAUGACUGUUUGCCUAACAGCUCCUGUUAUAAUGUAAUGAUCCGGGGGUUCCUUCAAAACAGCUAUACCUCAAAGGCAACGCAACUUCCUACGGAAAUGGUUGGUAAGGGCUUUUCUGCAGAUAUAUUCACUGCCACCUUAUUUAUAAAUCUCAUUACACACUCUAAUAAAUCAAUCUUGCUGUGAAAUGUUUCACAAAUUGUGUGAAGAUCAUCACUUGCAAUGUGAAUCAGUGUGUAUAUAACCAUUGUACAGUGAUAAAAGAUUUUGUAAACUAGAAUGAGUUUUAGUGUCCAUUUUCAAUUUUGUUGAUUUUAUUCUGACUUGUGUAGUAAGUGAGAAUCUUGUUGGUGGUAUAGGGGAAAA
Molecule: messenger RNA, 2692 nt
Organism: Gossypium arboreum
Lineage: Eukaryota; Viridiplantae; Streptophyta; Magnoliopsida; Malvales; Malvaceae
Product: pentatricopeptide repeat-containing protein At3g22470, mitochondrial-like
Exons: 1
Coding region: 635-2512 (625 amino acids)
Molecular function (GO): protein binding
Source: RefSeq, a predicted model, not a curated record